AAUGAGAGAUGAAAGGUGGUUACAAGCAGUGUGGUAGGAGACAGAAAUCCUGACAAAGGCCUACCACAUCUCACUCUAUCCCUCCUCGGUCCUCAUUUCUCUCUAGCCUGUGAAAACUGAAAGAGAGACAGGCUCAAAGGGCACGUUCAAAAGGACCAAGAUCUUUGGGGUGUACAGUAGUGUAUGAAACCCCAAGGGCGAAGACAAACAAGAAAGGAGGCAACGGCCUCCCAUAUGAUGUGAACCUACCUCACUAAUCUCUCCUUGUACCUGAGCUCUACUCACCCUCAUGGUGCAAGGUGAGGAGAGUUCGUGGGGGAUGGCAAGAGAUCAUGGUAGAGCUGUACCAUUCAGCCAAGCACUUGCAUGUGGGAUCCAAAGCCAUGCUCCGGAUGCACCACCUGCCAACUUCUUGGAGUUGCAACCUGCAGCUACUGCUUACUUUGGUGAGUUGGAGGAGGCCCUUAUCCAUGGCAGCCGUACUGCUGUUGAUAGCAUGAUUGGAAAUGAUGUGCACACAACGUUUAAGACAGCAGCUAGGCCCCCAACACUGAAGAUCUUCCCUUCAUGGCCAAUGAGUCAUCUACAGCAGCCAUACAGUGGUAACUUGCUGUCGGUAGGGAGCACCACUGACUCGAGCUCAGGUCAGAACACAAUGCCACAGGCCGAGUUCGUGUCCCCAGUGAACAUUAGGGCCGACUCUGGGCUGCAGCAGGAGGUUUUGAUGGUGACCGUUGAUGAUUACAACUACGAGCAAGGACUUGGAGCGACAGCAGCCACUGCACCAAUCUUUCAGCAGCAUACAGCAGGCCAAGACAAGAGGAAGCAUGGAUCCACAAGAAAAGAUGGCAAGCUGUUAGAUGCCAAGAUGGAAAGGCGAUUGGCUCAGAACAGAGAAGCUGCAAGAAAGAGCAGGCUGAGAAAAAAGGCCUAUGUGCAGCAGUUAGAGACCAGCCGGAUUAGGCUACAGAAAAUCGAGCAGGAGCUACAGAGACCACGCUCACAGGGCCUGUUCCCGGGAGGAUGCAGUGCACCCGGAGAUACGAGUUCUGGUGCUAUUAUGUUCGACAUGGAGUACGCCCGGUGGUUACAUGAUGAUAGCAAGCACCUGACAGAGCUCCAGGGCGCACUGCACACCCAACUCAUCGAUUCAAACCUUGGAGCCCUUGUUGAAGAGUGCAUGCAGCACUACGAUACGCUGUUUCAUCUGAGGGCUGUGCUUGCAAGAUCUGACGUGUUCCACCUGAUGACUGGCAUGUGGGCAACGUCGGCUGAGCGAUGCUUCCUUUGGAUGGGCGGGUUCCGGCCAUCUGAAAUCCUCAAGAUGCUGAUACCUCAGCUUGAUCCACUGACGGAGCAGCAGCUACUAGGGAUGUACAACCUGCAACAGUCGUCGGAGAAGGCUGAGGAGGCACUUGUGCAAGGACUUCAGCAGCUGCACCAGUCGCUGGCGGAUGCCGUGGGAACUGGUCCUCUCAAUGAUGGUGCAAGUGUUGUCAACUACACUGGUCCUCUCAAUGAUGGUGCACUUGACAGGCUCGACAGCCUCGAGAGCUUUUAUCGUCAGGCUGAUAAUCUGAGACAGCAAACCUUGCGUCACAUGCGGCAGAUUCUGACCACCCGGCAGACAGCUCGGUGUUUCCUCUCGAUUGGAGAGUACCAUCGCCGUCUGCGCGCUCUCAGCUCCGUUUGGGCUUCCCGUCCUCGCGAGAACUUCACUGCGGCAGAGAAUGUCAGCCCUACAGGGACUGAGCAAGCUACCCAUCAGUACCAUCAAAGCCAGUUUUUUGGGUUCUAAAGGUUCUCCAUGAUGAAACAAAUUCUGCCAUCGCUGGUGAGGAGGCGACAGAUUUGUAAUGUUCCAUCAUUUAAAAUAUCCAUUGGGACAUCACUAGGAAAAAGGGGGCAGAAAGGUUGUAGGGCAAGGGGGGGAGUUGGGAUGAGUCACUUCACUUAUUUUGCUCGACUGGCUCUUGAACCGAAUGAAAGGUUAGCGCUUCUGAAAAA
This is a messenger RNA of Phragmites australis (common reed), 2007 nucleotides long. Its product is annotated as transcription factor TGAL5-like. Gene Ontology annotation, biological process: regulation of DNA-templated transcription; DNA-templated transcription. The record is from RefSeq and is a predicted model, not a curated record. NCBI's taxonomy places the organism in Eukaryota, Viridiplantae, Streptophyta, Magnoliopsida, Poales, Poaceae. The transcript has 13 exons. Gene Ontology annotation, molecular function: DNA-binding transcription factor activity; sequence-specific DNA binding. Bases 290 to 1798 code for a protein of 502 amino acids.